UAGUAAGUAAGUGAAAGGAGGAGAGGUCCUCCCACCUUGUCUCAAUAUAAAGCCGAGCAGACAGCUGAGAGGGACUGAAAGGUAGAAGAGGAAAAAGAACUGAGAGAGACUACAAACACUCGUCUAUCUGAACUUUGUCCUGUUUCACUUCUGGAAUAAAACAGCAAAGAGGAUUUAUUUCAUACAGUGACAAGGUGAUUAAUGAUGAUGAGGAUGAGGCUGGUUGUGGUGAUCAGUGCUGUGCUUCUCCUGAUGGUGGACAGCAGCGUGAUGGAGAGGAUUCUGUCCCGCAGCAGGAGGGAGCUAGCCAGCCCGCUGCACGCUCGGGGUAUCCGGGACCCAUUCGGUUCCUACUGUGAGAGGAGAGGGGGCUGCUGUGAGGGCAGGAAUGAUGAGUGCACCAUGCCAUACCUGGACACCAUCUGCUACUGUGACUUGUUUUGCAACCGAACAGUGAGCGACUGCUGCCCGGAUUUCUGGGGCCACUGUCUGGGAAUCCAGCCCCCUCCCAGAGGUACUUGUGAGAGAAAUGGCCACCGGAUCCACUCAGGUGCAACCUACAAAGAGAACUGCAAUUUAUGUACAUGUAGCGCGACGGGCCAGUGGGUCUGUGAGCAGUACGCCUGCCUGAUAGAACAAGACAUGAUCCAGGCAGUGAACCGGGGGAGCUAUGGCUGGAAGGCGGCUAACUACAGUCAGUUCUGGGGUAUGAGUCUGGACGAGGGUUUGCGCUACCGGCUGGGCACUCAGCGGCCUUCCCGAAUCAUCAUGAGCAUGAAUGAGAUUCAGAUGAACAUGGAUAAUAACGAACACCUGCCCAGUUAUUUCAAUGCUGCUGAGAAGUGGCCAGGAAAAAUCCAUGAGCCACUGGACCAGGGCAACUGUGCUGCCUCGUGGGCCUUCUCCACAGCAGCUGUAGCAUCAGACCGAAUCUCUAUUCAAUCCAUGGGAACCAUGACCCCUCAACUGUCUCCCCAGAAUCUGAUUUCCUGUGACACACGUAACCAAGGCGGCUGUGCUGGAGGGCGCAUCGACGGGGCAUGGUGGUACCUGAGGAGAAGAGGGGUGGUGACGGAGGAGUGCUAUCCAUUUAAUCCGCCCCAGCAGACCCCUGCUGAAGUGAGCCGCUGUAUGAUGCAGAGUCGCUCAGUGGGCCGAGGGAAGAGACAGGCCACAGCCCGCUGUCCCAACACUCACAACUACAACAACGAAAUCUACCAGUCCACCCCGCCCUACAGACUGUCCUCAAAUGAGAAGGAGAUAAUGAAGGAGAUCAUGGAUAAUGGGCCUGUGCAAGCCAUCCUGGAGGUACAUGAGGACUUCUUUGUGUACAAGAGUGGAAUCUACCGACACAUUGAUGUGAAUGUACACAAAGCAGCGCAGUAUCGCAAGCACGGCACACACUCCGUGAGGAUCAUAGGGUGGGGAGAAGAAAGAGAUUACAAUGGGGAAACACACAAGUACUGGAUUGCUGCCAACUCAUGGGGCAAGAACUGGGGUGAAGAUGGCUACUUCCGCAUUGCCCGAGGAGAAAACGAAUGCCAAAUCGAGGCUUUCGUGAUUGGCGCAUGGGGCCGGAUAACCAUGGAGGACAUGUACAGCGAUCACCACCAUCACCAUGGAAGACGCAAAUAGAGAUGCCCAAUCACGUGCGUCUCUGAUCCUUGUGCCUCCCUCUGAGAUCCGUGUGCACUUCAUCGCCAGAUUGAACAAACACAAAAGACUCAGUCAGGACUAUGGCAGGAGACUGCAAUACGGUUUCUAUUAGAGCCAUCAAACUUCUAUUGAAUAUAUUAUUCUUGACAGUGCUGAUAGGUGUUCAUAAAUAGCCAGUCCUUUUUGUUGUUCGAAUGUGGGCAGUUUUGGAAUGAGCCUUGUGGUGGGUCUAAUGUUUCCCUUUCCUCUAUGCAAGAAAAUGCCAAUGAAAAGUCAGUUCAGUUAUUGGCCAAGGAAAACUGGUUCAUGGAGACUUGCCUGUAACUGUGAGCUCGACAAUGCCCCCUGGUGGCCACAAUGACAAUUACACAGCCACUUCUCUCACAGGCUCACUUCCAUGAGCUCACAUAGUCUGAGAAAUCAGGGUUUUUUUUUUUGUUUUUGUUUUUUAAAUAACAAAAUUGGCUAUACUAGUAAUCUUGUUUAUUUGGUUUUAUUAGCUCCUGGUAGGUAGUUUUAAACUGUAAGUAGCAUUGUCUGUGAAACUCAGACUCACUCAAUGUGCAUUUCAGACAAUACAUUCCAGCAUUGCAUAGCACAGUGGAAAAGGCAAGAUGAUGUGAGGUUGAAUUAAAAGGGUGAAUUUAUUACCACUUAUUUAUUUUAAAGAACUAUAACAGCUAUAUAUAUAUAUUUACAGUAAAUAUGUUUUUGGUUAUGGUCCUUUUUCUGAGUAAUUGGCUACUUUUAUUUUGAGCAUUCCAAAUGCAUCAAACUCUCCAUCUGAGAAUCCGCUUGAAUGCUGAAGAUACCUGAUCUGGCAUUUUUAUUUUUAAAU
Molecule: messenger RNA, 2494 nt
Organism: Ictalurus punctatus (channel catfish)
Lineage: Eukaryota; Metazoa; Chordata; Actinopteri; Siluriformes; Ictaluridae
Gene: tinagl1
Product: tubulointerstitial nephritis antigen-like 1
Exons: 12
Coding region: 202-1635 (477 amino acids)
Biological process (GO): proteolysis
Cellular component (GO): lysosome
Molecular function (GO): peptidase inhibitor activity; cysteine-type peptidase activity
Source: RefSeq, a predicted model, not a curated record